Molecule: messenger RNA, 903 nt
Organism: Suillus bovinus
Lineage: Eukaryota; Fungi; Basidiomycota; Agaricomycetes; Boletales; Suillaceae
Product: major intrinsic protein superfamily membrane channel protein
Exons: 9
Coding region: 1-903 (300 amino acids)
Biological process (GO): glycerol transmembrane transport; water transport
Cellular component (GO): plasma membrane
Molecular function (GO): water channel activity; glycerol channel activity
Source: RefSeq, a predicted model, not a curated record
AUGGCAUUUCCUAACAGGUGGUCGAGAUUCAGGUAUACUAUCCGUGAACCAGCGGCCGAGUUUCUAGGCACGAUGAUAUUCGUGAUAUUUGGUACUGGUAGCAACUGCCAAGUAUUUUUGUCCAUGAACCCGAAUGUUGAAGCGGUUCCAAGAGGGGAUUUUCUUUCGCUCAACUUUAGCUGGGCUGCAGGCGUGGCACUCGGGGUGUGGAUCGCAGGAGGUAUAUCUGGAGGGCACAUAAACCCUGCAGUCACGUUUACUCUGGCAGUUUUCCGGGGGUUCCCUUGGAAAAAGGUGCCAUUCUACAUCUCCGCUCAGCUAUUGGGCGGAUUUUGUGGUGCUGGUGUUGUCUAUGCCAACUACUUCCAUGCCAUAAACAUAGUGGAAGGUGGGCCUGGCAUCCGAACUAUUAGUGGUUCGGGAGAUCUUCUUGCUACAUACGCCGCAAGCUUCCUGACCCCUGUUUCGUGCUUCUUUUCCGAAUUUUUGGGCUCUGCGAUAUUGAUUAUUGCUGUGCUCUGUGUCACUGACAAGCAAAAUGGACCACCCCCGCAGGGUCUCGUCCCUCUUUCCCUCUUUAUUGUGGUGCUCGGCAUUGGGGCAUCUCUGGGUAUGAACACGAGCUAUUCCCUGAAUCCUGCUCGAGAUUUGGGGCCGAGGUUCUUCACGGCAAUCGCAGGCUAUGGAACUGCAGUGUUCACAUACCGUAAUCAAUAUUGGUUAUGGUGCAUUGUGCUUGGUCCAGUCACCGGGAUGUUAUGUGGAGCAUUCGUCUAUGAUACGUUGAUUUUCAAAGGCAGCGAAAGCAUUAUAAAUAAACCUAACACCUGGACCACAGACCGCCAUCCUUGUGCCUGCCCAGGAGGAAAAGACAAGUUCCAUACGGGAGUCGAGAAUGCUUGA